CAAACUGCUAAGGAGAGAGCUGCGGCCGAGGCCCGAGGGGAGGCAGUUGCGGAGUUCCUUGCUGAGGGCUGGAGGGCCGAGGGCCAUAAGGAGUGGGUUGCCUCCGUGGUGGCAGCCUCGGUGGACGCUUGGGUAGAAGGCCCCGGGGUUGACUGGCUGACCGAUAGGGGCGACGCCUACUAUCAGGGGGGUGAGUUUUUUACCCAGCACCUGAUAUACCGGAGGCUCGCCAGGCACUUCGGUGUAUCCCUCGAACAAUUUGACCCCUCGGUAUACGGCCUCCCUCCGUUGCAACCAGAUGUCAGAGUUCCCCUCCCCCCGGGUGAAGAGCGGCCAACAAUCUAUGAUUCUGUGAUGAUGGGGGGUGACGGGGUUGGAGCCGUCGGGGGUGAUGCUGCCGGAGAAGAAGUCUCCUCCAAGGCUGUCGUGGAAGAUGCCCCCGGUGACAACGAGGCUGAAGCUGCCGAGAAGACUAUUACUUAGUCAAUUUUUUUAAAAAAAAGCCUUGUAAUGAAACUUUUGUUGCCCCUCGGCUUUGGCCACACUCUGUAAUGAUCACAUUGACUAUUUUUGUGUUGUAAUUGAAUGAUUGCCUUCGGGCUUGGUGUAUAUGAUAUGCUUCCUUCUGAUCUGUUCAUUGUUGAAUGUAUGCCUUCGUCUUUGUUUUGAAUGUAUGUC
This is a messenger RNA of Cuscuta europaea, 678 nucleotides long. The record is from the annotation of a GenBank genome assembly. NCBI's taxonomy places the organism in Eukaryota, Viridiplantae, Streptophyta, Magnoliopsida, Solanales, Convolvulaceae.